This is a messenger RNA of Staurois parvus, 2415 nucleotides long. The record is from the annotation of a GenBank genome assembly. NCBI's taxonomy places the organism in Eukaryota, Metazoa, Chordata, Amphibia, Anura, Ranidae.
UGUGUUGCUCCAGUCUUCAGGUACCACCAUCACUGUAGAUAUCGCUGUUAUGGGCGAAGCUCAUGGUCUCAUCACGGACCUCUUAGCUGAACCGUCAUUACCGCCACACGUGUGCACUUCCCUGAGGGCGGUUAGUAACCUACUGAGCACCCAGCUCAACUUCCAGCCAAUCCACAAGCCCAGGGUGAACCCCCUCGUCACCUUCAGUGAGAACUCUGCAUGUUCCGACUCCGAGGAGGGCUCCGAGAAGGGGGAGAAGAUGACUAUACCAAAGAGGUUACGGAGAAGUCUUCCUUCGGGACUAUUACGCAGAGUGUCUUCAACUUGGACUACAACCACCUCUGCGACCGGAUUGCCGACCCUAGAACCGGCACCAGUGAGGCGAGACCGCAGUGGUAGUAUUAAGCCCACUGAUACAACGUCCUCGGGCAGUGGCAAUUCCGAAUCAUGGAACAACAACCUUCUUGGAAACAUCAGUAAGAGCCGCUCCUUCUCCACCCCAUUCGUUGUGUCUAACGUCAAUCACCUGAAUUCCAAACGAAGACAAGGUAUCCCACCCUCAAUCUCUCCGCUCACUUCCCCGUGUCACUCACCCAUUCACGGCACACCGGCACCCAGCCCCACGCUAAAGUCAUUGCCAGUGCAGUUCACAGAUUCCGAGGGCAGCCGGCUUGGCCUGAACCCACACAAAGCCUUAACGUGUUCCCGGAGUGCGCCGGAAAUUCCCGAACCCGUCCCUGAAGACACCACCGCUGUAUGUAGCAGUUGUGGGCGGCCGUACAGCCAGGUGAAUCCCGCCGAGAGAACAGGGGACACAAAUGACAUAACACACUCUCAGAGCAGAACGGAUGACCCAGCUCACACCACGUCAGACUACGACAGCACACAUGAAACCAACAACAGUGACAGCAGCGACAUUGUACAGAAUGAUGACGAAGCUGAGGGUGAUGGGACGCAGUCCAGGAAAAGCUCUGUCUGCCGAACGUUUCGAUCGGACAACAUUGACCUCCACACACUAAUAACAGCAGCCGAGGACAAACCCAUCCUUGCCCCGGAGCCGCUCAUCAUGGGUAAUGUAGAUGACCUUUUGGGGAGGUCAACAACUGGAACUUCCCCAUAUUUGAUCUGGUGGAGAAGACGGGUCAGAAAUGCGGGAGGAUCCUCAGCCAGAUGUCGUAUCGACUCUUUGAGGACAUGAAUCUUCUGGAGACCUUUAAAAUCCCCUUGAAGGAAUUCAUGAACUAUUUUCACGCCUUGGAAAAUGGCUACCGAGACAUCCCGUAUCACAACAGAAUUCACGCUACUGAUGUGCUGCAUGCGGUCUGGUACCUCAGUACACAGGCCAUUCCAGGUCUACAAAAUGCUGUCAAUGAUCACGGCUCAGCCAGCGAUUCAGAUUCAGACAGCGGAAUCACACAUGGGCACAUGGGUUACACUUUCUCCAAGAUGUACAAUCCCUCAGAAGACACGUACGGCUGUUUGUCAGGGAAUAUUCCGUCCUUAGAACUGAUGGCUCUUUAUGUAGCAGCAGCCAUGCAUGAUUACGACCACCCAGGAAGAACCAACGCCUUCCUUGUGGCAACCAGCGCACCGCAGGCAGUGCUCUAUAAUGACCGUUCGGUUUUGGAGAAUCAUCACGCAGCUGCGGCAUGGAAUCUCUUCCUGUCACGGCCAGAAUAUAAUUUUUUAAUCAAUUUAGAUCACAUGGAAUUCAAGAGGUUCCGGUUCCUAGUGAUUGAGGCAAUUCUGGCCACCGACCUGAAGAAGCACUUUGAUUUCUUGGCAGAGUUCAAUGCAAAGGUGAACGAGGAGGUGGGGCCAGGGAUUGACUGGUCCAAUGAGAAUGACCGAAUGCUGAUCUGUCAGAUGUGCAUUAAGCUGGCCGAUAUCAAUGGACCCGCCAAAUGUAAAGAUUUACACCUGAAGUGGACAGAGGGCAUCGUGAAUGAGUUCUAUGAGCAGGGGGAUGAAGAGGCGAGCCUCGGCCUCCCCAUUAGCCCGUUCAUGGACCGCUCGGCCCCCCAGUUAGCCAAACUUCAAGAAUCGUUCAUAACUCACAUUGUGGGGCCUUUGUGUAACUCAUAUGACUCGGCGGGUCUGAUGCCAGGAAAAUGGAUUGAGGACAGCGAUGAAUCUGGGGAUACGGAUGAACAGGAUGAAGAUACUGAUACUACAGAGGAGGAAACGUCCGAAGCCUCAGAAACGAUAACAAAAAAGAAAAAGUGCAAAAGAAAAAUCUACUGUCAGAUUACACAUCACUUGAUGGAGAACCACAAAAUGUGGAAGAAAGUGAUCGAGGAAGAGCAGAAGAUGGAGGCCGGUGAGAAGGAGCUGUCAGAGCCCAUCCAGGCCAUCCGGGAGGAGGAGGAAUCCAAUGCCAAACAGGAGAAUUCGGACGCCGACAGCGAUGAGUGA